AUGGAGAAGUCAGCAUCCUUCUCCACUGAGAAACAGGGCAGUCCCGGGCCUAACCCUGGCGGUCGCACCACAGAAAAAGGAUCUCUGGAUGGAAAGACCAUUAAAUGGAUAAUUGUCAACGUCGCCGCGACUGUGGGAAUCGUCUACAUCAACAAAUCCAUCUUCUCCAACCCAUCCUUCCGUCAAUGCCAGCUCAGUUUCGUGGCAUUCCACUUUGCCAUCACUUGGAUCACGCUUUAUCUGGCUUCUCGACCGGCAGUGGGCGCUUUCACUCCGGUGAAGACGAGCCUGAUGGCCAUUCUCCCGCUGACGAUCGCCAUGGGCGGUAAUGUGGUACUGCAGAACCUUUCGCUGGCCCACUCGUCGGUGGUUUUCUACCAGAUUGUGCGGAUUCUACUCACUCCACUGACGGCGCUGAUGAAUCUUUUCAUCUAUGGGUCGCGCAUCCCAGCCCUGGCAGGCCUGGCUCUGGUGCCCGCCUGUCUAGGGGUCGGGGUCGUCUCGUACCUUGAGGCCGUGACAAAGCAACACGCCGUCUCGGCCUCUGGAACAACACUGUCGGCCACAACCAUGGUUGGUGUCGUCUUCGGCUUUGCCGGCGUCGCCAUCUCCGCACUCUACACUGUAUGGGUCUCGGCGUACUAUCGCAAGCUCAAAAUGAGCAGUGUUCAGCUCCUCCUCAACCAGAUGCCUCUUGGUGGCCUCAUGCUCGUUGUGGCCAGCUACUUCACCGAUACGUAUCCGGUGUGGAGUCAGGUUACCAACCGGCAGUGGCUUAUGAUUUCGGCUAGCGGGAUCUGCGCCAUGCUCAUCAACGUCUCCCAAUUCUACAUCAUCACGCAUGCCGGUCCUGUCAGCAGCACUGUUGUCGGCCACCUGAAGACCGUCAUGGUCAUCGGUCUAGGCUGGGUCGUCAAGCAUGAAAUGGUUGGGGCUGAAAGCGCGCUCGGCGUCUCCCUUGCGGUGCUGGGGAUUAUCGGGUGA
Molecule: messenger RNA, 984 nt
Organism: Exophiala dermatitidis NIH/UT8656
Lineage: Eukaryota; Fungi; Ascomycota; Eurotiomycetes; Chaetothyriales; Herpotrichiellaceae
Exons: 3
Coding region: 1-984 (327 amino acids)
Cellular component (GO): Golgi apparatus; membrane
Molecular function (GO): antiporter activity
Source: RefSeq, a predicted model, not a curated record